Protopterus annectens (West African lungfish) is the source of this 9908-nucleotide messenger RNA. RefSeq names its product tetraspanin 9 (gene TSPAN9). The transcript has 7 exons. The record is from RefSeq and is a predicted model, not a curated record. Lineage: Eukaryota; Metazoa; Chordata; Ceratodontiformes; Protopteridae. Gene Ontology annotation, cellular component: membrane. The coding region runs from base 609 to 1607 and encodes 332 amino acids.
UGGGAAUGCCCAGUGCUGCAGUUACUGAUGGUCUUGCAUGAUCUGAUAGUGUGUAACACAAGGCAGUAGAGGUCUGAGCUGACAACAGGAGGAAAGACAAAGAAAGGAAUCACAUCAGGGUGACAGACAGUGGGGCAGAGACAGAGAUUGCAAGAGAUAAGUCAGUCUGACUGUACAUAUGUCCCUGCUGUCCCAAGUGUGUAGUGGAAACAUUUCCUGGACUGAUGCAUUUUCUUUUGGUGGAUUUCAUCACAGGGGACACUUGCAGAAACAAGACAGGAGCAUGCUGUGGAUUUAUUGAAGAGAGUCUGAGAUGUGUAUAACUGUGCCCCUGAGAUCCUCUUGCUAAUGAGUUGCUUGGGAUGCCAGCAUUUAAAGUAAAACUGCAUGUGAAGGGAUAACACUUCUAGCUGUAUUUGCAGACUUGUGAUGUGCUCUACUACACCAGUAGGCUCUCAGAGACGCAGGCUUUAAGCAGGCUGUUUUCUUCCUUUUUAUUCAGGUAACGAAAAAGGCUCUCCUAUUCCUUCUGGUGCUUGCAAGGUUUACUGCUUCCAAGUGCAGAGACAUGUUAGAUAUUAAGCCCAUUUGCAGUGAAAGGAAAAACCAUGGAAAAAUCGAGUAGUGAGGAGUCCUCAAUUCACCAGAGCCCCUCCUUAGACAGCCAGGACUCAGAUUUUGCUAGACCUUCUGGUUCAGGCAAACAGUUUGGCAGAGGUUUUACAGCUGGGGCCUUCUAUGGCACUGCUGGGUCACGGGCGCCCAGCCAGUCUGGGGCAGGAACUGGCAUAAAAAGUGAAAAGUACAGUGCACCUAAGGGCAACAAGUACGUAGUCUUUUACCUGGAUCUAUCCUUUGUUUUCCUCCUAGAAUUCAAGAAGUGCAACAUGGCAAGGGGUUGCCUCUGCUGUCUGAAGUACCUCAUGUUUCUUUUCAACCUGAUCUUUUGGCUGUGUGGCUGCGGACUGCUAGGAGUUGGGAUAUGGCUUUCAGUGUCCCAAGGCAACUUUGCUACCUUUUCUCCAUCCUUUCCUUCCCUCUCAGCAGCAAACCUGGUGAUUGCUGUGGGGACAGUCGUAAUGGUGACAGGCUUUCUAGGCUGCCUGGGUGCUAUCAGGGAAAAUAAGUGCCUCCUUUUAAGUUUCUUCAUUGUUUUGCUUCUUAUCCUACUAGCAGAGUUAAUAUUACUCAUUCUCUUCUUCGUCUUCAUGGACAAGGUAGAUGACAAUGCCAGAGAAGAUCUGAAGAAAGGACUCUCACUAUACAACACAGAGAACAAUGUCGGACUCAAGAGUGCAUGGAACAUUAUUCAAGCAGAGAUGCAGUGCUGUGGUGUGGAUAGCUAUGUUGACUGGUUCCCCGUCUUGGGGGACAAUGUUGUUCCUGAUCGCUGCUGUAGGGAGCACUUCCAGGAUUGUGGGCGCAAUUCAACCAACUUAAUAUACAGAAUGGGUUGCUAUGAAGAACUUAAACGCUGGUUUGAUGGUAACAAACAUGUUCUUGGUACAAUUGGGAUGUGUAUUCUUAUCAUGCAGAUUUUGGGCAUGGCCUUCUCGAUGACACUUUUUCAGCAGAUUCACAGAACUGGAAAAAAGUACGAUGCUUGAGUCUUCAGAACAGAAAACUUUAGCAAAUCAUCAUCCCUCAUCCUCCACUACCAACUUUGCACCUGACAAGAGGUUUCCGGAAAGCUGUUUUCUGUGCUUCCCCACACUACUUCUUAACUGUUUGACUGGUUACCUGCACAAUUAGUGAUUCGUCUCAUACUCAUUGUUUUAUUUGCCAAAGAGAAAGGAAGUGAAACUGUUAGCAAAAUUUAUUUUUGUUUGCUGCAGACUGCCUGCACAGUUUACCUUUGCUGUGUAUUAUGGCUUCACAAACUAGUAUCUGCAGAAAGGGGAAAAAAAAAAAAAAACAGUGCUCAGCUGUAUUAACACAUGUUGAAAUGUACAAGAGGAAGGGACAGAAGAAGUUUGUGGUGGAAGAAAGAUUUAUUUUAUUUGUAAAUGUCUUUUGGUGGCAUUGGACUGUUGUGGGCGUUAAAACAGAUUUAAUUGCUUGACUCAAUAUCCCAGUUUGAGAAACAGAAAUUAAAGAGGGCCAGUCAACAUGUUACUAUCUACAUAUUUUGUACAUUGUGAAUUCUUUAUAUUAUUGAAGAUGUAUAGGGGUAGCUUACUUUCUAACUUGUAAACAAAAAGGGCAACUUUAUUUUUAAUUGUUAUGAACUAUGAUCACAAAACCACUGUGUGUGUUCUUUGUAUGUUGAACCUCUGGAGCAGAGGGUAUGAAAAAUGUUUUAGGUCAUCAACAUUUCAUGGGAGAAAACCAUUCCUGAAACUUUCACUAGCAGAAUGGAUUUGUUCUUCAGGAAUGGUGUAUUCUCUGCCCUGGAUUGCUGUAUCCGCUUUUUAAGAUGGCAUAUAUAUAUAUUAUCAAGUCUGUUGUUACAGUCCAGCCCCUACUGGAGGUGCAACAUUUCAUCCUAGGUUCCACUUUUAACAAAAUUUUAUAUUUGAAGAAGUAAAUUCCUGCAGUAUCAGAUGACAUUUGACACUGGGUGGGUAGGAGGCUUUAAGCUAAUUUUUCAUUCUUGAACCGAGAACUACUAAUUGCAGCACAGAAAACCAGACUGUACAAGGUUUAAACUUCAUUAACACUUGCCCAAGGAAGUUUACACCAUCUGUUAGUGGUCCUGUCAGCUUUAGAAAGUGGGUAACAUUUGUGGAUAAAAAUGAAAUUUUGCAUCUCAGUUGAGCCAUUUUGGUUUAACUAAAUUAUAUAAGGAGUUCCUCCAUGCAGGUGUUCACAGAACAGUGAUAAUGUAUAGUGGAUGUUAGUGUAGUUGCGUAAAAAUAAAUUAGUGUUGCUGUGAACUACAGGUAAGGCAGUGUUACCGUGUUUCAGAAGCACAAGUAGACCAAAGAAAGCCCUUCCGAAUUUCAGCCAGCUUUUGAGAUGUUUAAAACCCUUUUCUUAACAACUUUGAUGAAACACAAAUGGAUUUUUAUGAAAUUAGAGCUGAAAUGCAAAGUUAUGGUUUGUCAUGCAUUAUAGCUGCUCUGCCCUUUGCCUUUAGUCCACAGUUUUUCCCAGGCUCUCAGACCUGCAGUGACUGUUUUUCUUGAUCUAAUCCUUUAAAGUUGACUACAGUUCUACAAACUGUUCCCCCCUGGUAAGGUGUUCUUCUGCAGUACCCCUCCCAGUAUGUAGUAGUAGAGCCUUCUCUUCUCCCCCUCACACCUUUGUCCCACUGUUCAUAGCAUGCAAGCUCCAGUUUCCUUUGUUAAUCCGAACUGUAUUAGCACAUACUGCUGUCCAUCUCAUAUUUCAGCCUGGAGUUUCCUGGAAUAAUAUAGUUAUACAUGCAAUACUUGAUGUACAUCUGCGUGAAACACACAAUAACCAUUUGAAAUCUUGGGACCUGUUUUGCUGGAUCUCAAGAUGUGGAAACUGAAUGACGGAGUACCCUGACUUGCAUAUACUAAUUCCAAGAUUGCCAUUUCUCUGAAUGUUCCCCUUUGUCCAAAGUUCUAAGGAGAAGAGCGAUGGUUAACAUCCGUUCUUUUAUUUCUGGUAUCUCUGGACUUUGUAAGGUAAGUCUUGAGAUCUCAGUAAUGGAACCCAUUUGUGUCCUGCAAAAUACAGGUUUUAAGAGCAAUAUACAAUAUUUGCUCUUCUCCUGGACUUUAAAUCUUUUUUUUUCCACCAGUACUUUGGGACUGGGCAAAGCGAGUCUCGAGAUUUCAAUAGGCAGCCCAUUUGCACAUUUAGGUUACUGUAGAAAAGGGGAGACAGGCUUGUGUUCAGCACACUAAUGAUCGACUCAUUAGUGUGUGACUGACAGCUUUGUGCACCAAAGAUCAAGGUUGCAGUGUCCUAGAGGGUCCUCUUUCCCCCAAAAUGGUAUAACCUCAGAGCUGGUAUAUAAUUGUGGUGCAUGUUGGGGUAGGUGCAACUCACACACCCACACUCAUGGUGGAAGGGCAAAACACUUUUUCCUUAGGUUUUCACAAUGAAUGUUUUUCGCUUUGAAGUGACUUCACUGUUUUGUGAUCUCAGGUUUAGCAGUCAAUCAAAAAGGGAGUCAAAACUAUUUUCAGAGAGCCAUAAAACAGGUAUCCACCAACAAAAAUCCCAUGUAUUGCUGUUUUAAUUUGGGCUACAGUAUCCUUGUAGUUGCUGUCACAUGGCUUGUGAGGGUGGGAGCCUGGAUGCAAGAACAACUCCCAUUCUUUCUGCAUCAGAGAAGGUAUGACUGUCCCACCCUGCAGAGCUACCAUGCUUUUAAAUCAUGGACCACACUACAUUGGCAGCAGUGUAUUAAUAAGAAGAGAGUGAUUUUGGAUUCAUUGUAAAGAUGUGUUUCAGCAUUUUGCCAUUAAUCUGCCUCCAGGACAUCGUCAGUGGGAAAACGAAGGCAAAGUGACAGGUAAAUUAUGUUGUAGUUAGUAACAUUGGGGGCAAUUCAGUGUGUGAAGAGUGAAAACACACUGUAUUCUUUAACAGAGUUGACAAAGAGAGGAUUUUAUUUUGAAAACGAGGCAUUUUUACAUUCUUAUUAGUAGCUUCAGAUUAGAAUGGCAAGGAGUGUACACAUAGUAAUAGAAGCAGAAUGUACCAGAGGCAGCUGUGAUAAAAAUAUAAUGUUUUGCCAUUGUUCUCAGUUUACAUCAGUCAGUGUACAUUUUUACUACGGAGGUAGUGUGCUGUGCUGUGCUGGCUGUUUAAAUAAAUGAAGCGUGCUGCCUUCAGAUGUCAAAAUUGAUGUUAGUAUCUUUACAACUGGCAUAUAACGUGUACAGCAUGCAAAGGGAAUCAUUUUAUAACACUAAUCCUUUGCUGACUGGAUUUAGUACUGUACUUUUAUGUACAAUUAUAGAAGCACUUGCUAAUUCAGAAUACUUAGGCGCAUAAUAUUGCUUAGAAAUGUGGAUGUAGCUGCAGCCCAGAGUAAGUAAAUGAAACAACAUUUUGACUUUCCUUUGCAGUUAUGCUCUGCUAAAGUAAUGUAACAGGAAUGAAAUAUAUAUUGAUUGUCUAUUAAUAAAACUCCAUAUAGUUGGACCCUGUGUAUCAAAUGUUCAGUCCACUACUCAAACUUGACAUAUUCAGACCCUGUGUAUCAAAUGUCUGUCUUACAGAGUGUAAUAUGUAUGGUAAAUAUACGCAUCAGUGGAGCACAUUAACAGUGUAGGUAAAUAAUUACACUAUUACCAGCAAUCUAGUAUGGUGGUGGUGCUGCAGUAGCGUUGUCGCCUCACAGUUAGAUGUUGCCCGUUCGAUUCUCAGUUAGAGCGUCUUCUGUGUGGCGACAUGCGUGAAUGGGCAUUCCUUCAUUGAAGGUUGUGCAUUAGACCCGGCAAGCCAGCACGUAAAAAUCUACUGCCAAUCAUUAGCGGACUGGAGUUCCGCUGUGGCGACCCCUAACCGGGAAAAGCCGAAAGACACAACAACCAGCAAUCUAGUACAUAGUAUGCUUAGCAUUUUGGGGAUCUGAGGGGCUGUCUGGGUGACAGUGUUACACAGGGACUGUUGUAGUGAUAUUGUCUAACAGUAUAAGUAGGGACUCACACCUUUACCUAUACAGUUAUAAAACCUCAGAGUCAGUAUAGUUAUAUAUGGAUGUGGGGGAGAUCUCCUAUCUUAUUUGUGCAGUAAAACACAUCAUUGCCUAUAAGAUUCGGGGGGGGGGUGGCAAUUUAACAUGUAGAUCAUGAGGAAUUCACUUUGAUGAGCACACAGAUAACUCCUUCACUUUAUUCAGGGGUUGAGGAUUGUUACUAAACCAGAAACUCCUAGAGUAGAGUGGAGACACAGUUUCCUCUACAGGUGUUUCUGUCCGAAUUGCCUAUGUAGCACUUGUUAGUGAUGACGGCCCUCACUGAAAUGACCCUUAUAACUAAAGAGGGAGUCAUGAGUGGGGGGUGGACACUGUUGUUGGAUUGGCAGCUAUUAACAAUGCAGAAGAUGAAGCAUACAUGUGAUGAGGCGGAAGAGUAUUACGUAUAACAGGAAGCGUCUAAAUGUUUUCUAUCUCUCAAUGGAAGUAUUCAUUUUAAAAGUGGAGUCUUUUGAGAUAACAGAUGAGCAUAUUAAAGCAAUCUAUUUUUUGCCACAUUGCCUGAUCAGGCUUGCAAGAAAUAGUUUGUCGAAAGUGUAGUGACAUUUUGUAUAUCUGUUUAACAAAUAGCCAGAGUGAGGGUGAUUUUUAUGAAUUUGUAACUCCACUUCUGCAGUAAGAAUACAGAACAAUUCCAACGGAAGUACCUUGUCAUCAUAGCGGUCCUCAUUACAUUGCUGUCAAACAUAUAGUUUUAGAAUGCAGACCCAUGACUGGGAUCUGUGCUGGUACAUGGCACCAUUAAAUGAUACAAGAAGAGUUACAAACAGGAGAAUGCAGAACUGGGCUGCCACAAUGUUUGUGCACUUUGAAAUGUUUUUUUUUUUUUCUUCUUAGUUCAAUUCCAAAACAGAUGCAUGGUAUCUUAUAGGGCGUUAUGGUACAUGCAUGUACCGACACAUUCCUGAAAACAUACCAUGAGUAUGUCUGCUGCUUCUUUCUGAUCACUGCUACCCUUUUGGUUGUUUUCUGCUACUGUUACAUACAUUUAUAUAUAUGCUCAUUUUGUUGCUUUUCAAAAGAUGGUAUGAAUGAAAACAAAUUGAAAAGCUCUUUGCAACUGUUUUUGUAGUACUCAUUAUUGACUUUGAUCUCAUUAUGAGUCUAAAAAUAUUUAGUGUUCAUGUAGUUAUGUUUACUGCUUUGCAUUUACAGUAGUAGACAUGCCGUGUACACAACCUCAGUCCUUAACAUUAUUUAUCUGCAGAUGUUUUGUUUGUUUUUGUAAGGUGGCAGGGGACAACAUUUCCUAUACCUUUAAUGAUCAUAUUAGUGGCUAUUUCUUGCACUGUUUUGCAGCCCUAGUAGACUUGAGGUAACAUGUUAGAAGUCAUUUGACAUACCUAUCAGGGUGGACCUGCCUUUCUGACUGGUUUGGUUCUUUAUCUCUAGGACUUUAGGCUCCAUUCUUUAAGCACUGCCACUCUUGGGUCAUCAGGCAACAUCUACCUUGGGCUUUCCUUCAUUUGUGAGGACAUGAGUUGUCAUUUUUGUAUCUCAACAUGCAUGUACAAUUUAAUAUAUAAAUAUAUAUUUUUUUAUAAAUGAACAUUAGGUAUAGAUUAGCAGACACGUUUCAAAUAUAUAGACAACAUAAUUUAAUGGAGGAAAUACCUAAUCAUUGAGUAGUUCAAUCUUUGGUAUAUUUUAAAAAUAUUAGCUGAUCCCUGCCCUGCUAAGCUGCCCUCUUCUUUAAGUAUUAUCAGAACUUGUUAACUUAUGUGUCAAAAUUAUGUUUGCUUCCAAAAAUCUUCAUUCAUAUCAUCAUAUUGCUGGAGGUGAGCACAAAGUGAGCAACUUUUUUCAUAUUAGUAGAACUGGGGACCACAUACGACUGAGAGCUAAGUUGGAAUACAGUUCAUCUUUUAAGUUAACCAGAGUAAAUCCAAACUGUGAAGCACGUUUGCUGCUAUAUAUGAAUUUUUGAAAAAUCAAAAAGCAGAUAAGAAUAUGCAAUGAAUUUGCUAAUUAAACAGAUGGUCUCAUUCUUUCGGCAGCAACCAGUUCUACUUCACCUACUUGUAAUCUGUUCAAAUGAUGAAGGUUUGCAACAUGUUGUACAGUUGUGUUGAACCAGGAUGGAAUCACACAGUGGUUACAUUUUGUAUAUAUAUAUAUAUAGAAACUUUUUAUCACUGUGACAUUGAACAAGCAUAAGUCUGUGUGAAUGGAAUUGCUCCAAGUUUUGAGAAAGAAGUGGGUGGAUAUCAUAAUUUGGGCAGUAAGAAAACUUUCUGUCACUAUAUGAUGGUGACUAAGCUUUGUCAGAGAAUUUUCUUUUUUUCUACGUUACACAUGUUACAAUGAAUUAUAGUUGGCUUCUCUGCUGAGAACUAGCGACCUUAUUUACAAUGUUUGAAUACAUGGAUAAACAGUGGUUAUUGCCUUGACCCACCUGCCCAUUUUUGGCCACCAUCAUGUAUUUGUGUUUCUUUUGUAAUAAUAGCCUGGAAUUAAUUCUGUAAGUAAAAGUGCAUGUGAUGGAUAGCAAAGAAAUACCAUGCACCUGCUUGGAAAUGGUUUAGUUUGGGGUGAGUAGAGUGACUGAAAAAAAGCACUUUGGGAAAGGUACGCCAGGUUGUUCCAGGCAUGACAGGACCAGCUCUGAAAAAGAGCAAAUUAUUCAGAUUUGCUGCUUUAAACCUGCAGGGAGGAAUCCACUUGUACCCCUCCAGCUAAAAGAAAGUAUAAAAUUCAAGUUUGUUAUUGAUAUUCAAGCUAUGCAAGUUGUUUAUUUUGACUGACAAAUUUGAAAACAAGAACCUUAUAUUUGAGAAUUAUUUUCAGACUUAAAAGAGUUCAGAGAGAGACCUGUUCAGCCCAUUAUAACUCCUGGUUUUGCUUUUCAACAAAGAUGUAGGAUGAAAGAACCAGCUGGGAUCAUUUCAGAACCUUUCACAGCAACAAGAGAAUCUAAAAAAUAUUUUUGAAAGCGUUAAUUUUGAGGUAUAUUUAUCACAUUAGAAAAAUUGUUUUUGAAGCUGUACAGGUUCUGCCAGCUGAUUCUUAUCCUAUAGGUAGGCUGGGGUAGUAAGAUUAAAAAAGGAGACAGAAAUGCAAGUACUUUUUUUUAACUAUUCCUGUACAUUAAGUUCUAUAAUUUUUCUGUUGUAUAGUUGCUGCUGUAACCAUAUUGUUGCAUUAUUCUAGUCUUUUAAAAAACAGCGCAGUAAAGUUAUUCUACUGUCAGGAUUACCAUCAGUAUACUCUUAUAAUGUUAUGUUGUACUGCUACCAAGACAGUGUUAGACCUUUAUCCUGAUAUUAGCAUUUCACUGUUAAAGCAUUAUUCUGUUGUGUUAAUAUUGCAGUGUCAUUGUUAUGGCAUUAUCUAUGGUCAUUGUGUUGCCAGCACAGACUGUAUAUUAUUUGUGUGUCAGGAUGUUGUCACAGCACUCUUUGUGCCAUUAUUCCAUAGCAACUAUGCUGUUUCAAUAGCAUCGUACCAUUAUUCUGAUGUCAGGAAUUUGCCAUAAAACUAUUACAGUGUUAUUCCAUAGUCCAUAUGCCAUCAACGAGUGAAAGUCUGAAUAUUGCUAUGAUAUUGACGUACUGUUCAUUUAAUGUUAAGGCAUUGCUUUAUUUCUGUUGUAGCAUUAAUCCAAAGGUCAGAAUGUUGCCAUAACAGUUUUGCACCAUUAUUUUCAAGUCUGUGCGUUGCCUUGACACUGCUGUAGAUGUACCAUUAUUCUGAUAACCAAGAUGCUCAUGUUAAGUCUUUUCAGUCAGACUGGGUUGUUCUUUUUUCUCCAACAGUAAAUCUUGUUAGAGUGCAUCAUUAAAGUGCAAUAUAUGGCUGAACAGUGCAGGCCAUGGCUAUGUUAUCAUUUUAAUGGUUCCUUGUCAAGCUUACAGAUAGUUAAGGCUGGAGCCCUUUAAUGAAAACAUAUGCAUAUUACGCCUGGGUUUACGAGUUAAGCAACUGUAGCACCAUACAGACUCAUCUGAAGGUUAUUUCGCUUUGUAGUAAUAAUUCUGAAAUAACACAAAGGCUUUAAUUUGUACUUUAAGUAUACAAUUUUUGUAAAUGGUUUCAACAGUUCACAAAAGGCAGAUGAUGUUUUGGGGAGUUUAAUAAAAGCAUUUAUGUUUUCCAUCCCCAGUUCAACUAUAUUUUACUUUUUGCCCACUGUGGUGCUACCAGAUGGUUGUACUUAGAAGAACUCCUUUUUUAUUUCUUUCUACUCAAUGUGUCUUUUUGUUCUCUAACUCAAUAUUUUUAGCAUGAAUAUUUUAAUUUUUCUUGAAUACAUGGCAUAGAUACUUAAUAAAAACAUUUUUCAGUA